AUGGAAGAAGGAAGGAAUGACAGCCGAAAUAGCCUUGUUUUAGUUUCCUUAAAACGAGGAUUAAAUAAAAGUAAUAUAAAUUUUAUUGAAGAUGGUGAGAAAUAUAAUGCGGAGAUAUUAAAAAGUCAUCUUCGAGAUUUAAAAAAGUUGAAAGAAAAAGUUAUAAAAAAACGAAAUGAAUCAAAAAAUAUAAUAAAAAGAGAUCUUGAUGAUUUUCUUUUUGAUCAUGUCGAAACAAAUUGUAAUUUUGAUAAUUUUUAUGAUAAUUGUUUAGAAAUUAUCCAAAGAUAUUUAUAUACUUAUAAAGAUUUAAAUGAUAUUAUGAUAAAUGAUCAGAAAAAAUAUAUGCAAUAUGAAAAGUGUAAUAUUAAAGAAUCUGUUGAUAAUAAUGAUUAUAAUAAUUAUGGUAAUAAUAAUAAUAUACAAUCUGAGUCUUGUUAUAAUGAUAAUAAACAAUUAUACAAUAUGAUAGAUAAUAAUUUAUUUAUACACAAUAACAAAUUUAUUUUUGAUUAUGAUGAUGAUAGUGAAAUUUAUACUUCAAGUGAAGAGGAAAUUAUUAUCGAUAAAAAAAUUAGAAAUAAUUUUAUUAAAAAUAAAAAUAAUGAAGAUAAAUUAAAUAAUAUAAAUAAUAAUUUAUCAAAUAAUAGUAAUAAUUCUUGUAAUAUUAAAUUAAAACCAAAAAAAGGCAAAGAUAAUAAUAUAUAUAAACAAAAAAAAAUAGAUCUAUUAAAUAGAUAUCCUAUAUAUUUAAGAGAAUUAAUUAAAAUUAUCAAAACAUCAAAGAAAAGAGAAAAAAGAAUUUUGCAAAUUAAUUUUUUUAAAAAAAAUAUGGAACUUGCAGAUAAAUAUAAUUUAAAUAAACUUUUUCAUAAAUUAUAUUUAUCUCACUCUUAUGAGAAUAAUAAAAAAUAUGUUGAAAAGAAAAAAAGGAGAAUAUUAUAUAGAAUGGUUAGAUAUAACUUGUUAGAUUAUAUUUACAAUAAUCAUGAUAUACUUCUAGAAAAAUUAUUAAUAAAAAAUAGAAACAAACUUGACACUUCUAAUAAAAAUGAUCAACAUAAUAAUGUAAUUUUAGAAAAUGUAAAAAAAUUAUUUCAGUCUCAUGAAUGUAACAGUAAAUCUAUGAAAGGUUGUAAAAAAUGUAAGGAAAAUGUCAAAUUACUUUUUUAUAUUCUUAUACAAGAAAAUUUAAAUUAUUCUCCCCUUGGUGAAAUGGAAAAGUGUAAUAAGAAUAAUUCCCCAAAUUUAUUAACCCAUAUUCUUAUGAAAAAUAGGAGGGAGGAUUCAGAAAUAAAAAAAAAAAAAAAAAAUAUAAAUGAAUAUACAAAUACAACAAUAAAACCAAUUGAUGUUGAAUAUGAAAUAUCAUAUCAUGAAAAUAUGAGUAUAUAUAUGUUAUCAAAAAAUAAUAUUUUUUGUCAUAUAUUACAUGAAAAUUAUAUAAAAGAAAAUUUUAAUGAUUUAUUAAUAAGAAUUAAAAAUGGAAGUAUAGGUUAUAAUUUGUUACAUCUUAUAUUUAAUAAAUAUAAAAGUGCAAAUUUUUUAAAUUAUAAGAAAUUAAAACGUACAGUAGAAAAUAAUUUAAAAGGGCACAUUAACAAUAACAACAAUAAUAAUACUAAUAAUAUGAAUCCUUCACAUCCUUCUCUUCAUAUGAGUAACAAUUUCUUUGACAUAUUAAAAAGCAAUAUAACAAAUGAUGAAAAUUAUUCUUCUGUCUUUUUUGAUAAAUUAUUUCAUAAUUUUUAUGAUGUAUUAUAUACAGAUAAGAAUAAUUACGUAAGAGAAAAUAAGUCACAAACUAAAAAAGAUAUUGAAAUUGUAAAUCUAGGAGAAGAAGAAACAGAUAUGGAAGAUUUAUAUCAUGUGGAUGAACAGAAUAAUUUAAAGCAUAUAACAUACAAUAGAAAUAUAACAGAAAGACAAAGUGUUACAAUAAAUAAUAUGAGAAAUUCAAUAAAUAAUAUGAGAAAUUCAAUAAAUAAUACAAGAAAUUCAAUAAGUAAUAUGAGAAAUUCCAUAAAUAUAAGAAAUAUGAAUUCUUUAUCAUUAAACGAAAUUUAUAAAAAUUAUAUAAAUAUUAAAAAAAUAACCAAUAUUGAUGAACAAUUUAUUGAUGAUACUUGGGAUAAUUCAAAUAAAACUGCAUCCAAAUAUCAUUUUAUUAAUAAAGAAAAUAUACAUAUGAAUGAUAAACAAUUUGAAAAAAUAAAUUAUAAUUCAUUCGAUACAUAUUUAAAUAAAAUUAAUAAUCAAGUAGCUGUUGUUGUCGAUAGUGAUGAUUCUGAUGAAGAUGUAAAAUGUAAUUAUGGAAAAGCUAAAAAUUUAUUAAAUUUCUUAAAAGGAAAAUCGUAUAAAACUUUAACAGAUCUUCAUAGAAAUAAUAUUAUAGAAACCUAUAAAAUUAAUCAUAUAAAAAAAAAUUUCAUUGUACACCCUUUAAUUAAUUCAAAAUAUAUAGGAUUCAAAAUUAACUGUAAUGAUAUAUCAAAUCGAAAUAUAGAUAUAUUCUGUAUUAAUAAUAAUGAAUAUGUAAAUGCAUAUAAAAAUACUAUAGAAUAUUUGAAAAAUAAUUUAAGUACAGAUAUAAAAAAAAAUUAUAAUGAUUAUAAAAAUAUGAAAAAUCAAAUAUCAUCUCGAAGAAAAAGAUCUAUAAAUGAUAUGGAAUUUAAUAACUUUUACAAUAAUAAUAAUAAUAAUAAUACGAAUAGUAAAAAUUAUAUAAAUAAUAAAAACAAAUAUAAUAUUAAUGAAUAUAUUGUUAUUAUUGAUGAAAAUGUAGAGGAAGAAAAAUAUAAAAUUGAUAUUUAUAAUUAUUCAGAAUUAUCAGCUUAUAUAGUUAAUUCAAAGGAAGAAAAGAAAAAAGAAUAUUAUUCUAAUUUUAUAAGGAAUGAAAUUUAUUCACAUAAGUGGAUUAAUAGACUUCAAUUUAAAUUACAAAAUUAUUGUAAUUUAUAUAAAAAUAGCUUUUUCAAAAAAAACCAUAUGAAAUUAAUAAAAGAUUAUUUAUAUGGAAUCAUUAUUAAUUCAUAUUAUGAAAAUAUUUAUGAUGUAUCUUUAAACUUGCUAUUAAGUAAUCAUUAUAAUCAUUUUGAUUUAUCAAAACAACACGUUUUGAAAAAUAUUAGUUAUAAUAUAAAUCAAAUAUAUGAACAACUCAUUAAAAAUGUUAGAAGUGAUAUAUUAAAUAAUCAAUAUAUAAAAAAUGAAUAUUAUAAUAUAACCGAACAAAAUUUACAAAUAAAAGUAAACGAAUAUUUAUUAAAUUAUAGAUGGAAUAGUGAAAAUAGUAAAUUUUUUGAUACACUUAUAGAUAAAUAUAGACACAUAUUAUUAUAUUAUAUUUUAUAUACAUAUCCUAAAUUCUUAUAUAUUUUUAAUAUAAUAAAAAUAAAGCAUUUUAGAGAAGAAAUCAAAUUAGCAUUACCCGAACAAGAAGACGAACAUGUAAAAGAAGCUCAAAAAGAUUAUACAUCUCAAAGAAAAAUGUUAAGGAGUGCAAAAAAUAACCAGUUAGAAAUAAAUAAUGAAGAGGCAAAACCAUUUGAAGUUGAUUUUUAUUUACCUUUCUAUGUAAAAAAUAGAAAAGAUAAUAAUAUAUUGAAUUCAUUUUCAUUACAAAGUUUAUUAUUAGUUGGUUUUUAUGAAUCCUUUGAAACGUCAUUGUUUUCAAGUAUAUUAUAUGAACAAACUAAUAUUGAAACUGUCAAAAAUGAUAUUCAUCCUUUAUGUUAUAAAAUGAUUUUAUAUUUUCAGAAAAAUACAUCAUUUUUAAUUAAAAAGAAAUUAGCAUUAAAGCAAUUAUCAAUUCUAUUUUGUAUUUUAAAUUCUUAUCUAUCCUUUGCAACAUUGCAACAUGCCUCUUUUUACACUCAAAAAAACUUAUCCAGAUUUUUAAUAUUUAAAAAUAGCCAAAGAGAAAUUAAUAGACUAAAUGAAUUAUACUCAAAUGGAAAUUAUUAUUUUCCCACAAACUUUCUUCAUAAAUUUUUAGACACAUUUUUACUUAAAAAGGAUAAUGCUUAUAUAAUGACAGAACAGUAUAAAUGUAAACUGAUGGUGUAUAUCUUAUUGAUACAAUUGUGCUUAACAGAUAACGCCUUACCCUUAAAUUUGUCAUUAAUAAACAGGAAUACAGGACUUAUAUUACGUAAAUUACAUUUUUCAAUAAAUGACAAAAAUAUAAUUACUUUUAAUUUGAAUGAAUAA
Messenger RNA from Plasmodium reichenowi, 4212 nucleotides. RefSeq lists its product as hypothetical. The transcript has a single exon. NCBI's taxonomy places the organism in Eukaryota, Apicomplexa, Aconoidasida, Haemosporida, Plasmodiidae. The record is from RefSeq and is a predicted model, not a curated record. The coding region runs from base 1 to 4212 and encodes 1403 amino acids.